CCCCCGCCUGGGCGCCAGGCGCGCACGGGCCGCAGAGCCUGGUGGUUGCUUUUCCUGCUGAAUUCAUCAUGAUAACUCCAGCUUUUGAGCUGACCCAGGAUCCGGAUUUUCUUACAAUAAUAAUCAAAGUACCUUAUGCCAGAGCUUCAGAGUUUGAUGUGUAUUUUGAAGGGGAAGAUUUUAAAUUUUAUGCUAAGCCGUACUUUCUCAGAUUGACACUUCCUGGAAGAAUUGUAGAAGAUGGCAGAGAAAAAGCAUCUUAUAAUACAGAUGAAGGAACUUUUACAAUUCGGUUACCUAAGGAGGUUCCUGGCCAAUAUUUUGAGGGACUGGACAUGCUGACAUCUCUCUUGGCACCAAAGAAAUCAAGAUCAGGAAAACCUUUAGUAGAAGAGAUAGAUACAGCUGCCUCUGCUGAGUUGUCUGAGGAGGAGGAAGAAGAAUUUGACUGGGAAAUAGAGCAGACCCCUUACAAAGAAAGUGCAGAAAUCGCGCUACCGCUCCAGUACCGUUACGGCUUUGGGAAUUUGAGGUCAGGGGUGUUCCAGCGGCUGCAGGAUGAACUCAGUGAUGUUAUUGACAUUAAGGAUCCAGACCAAACUCCUGUUGAUGAACGUAGGAGGAAACGCCUGGCAGCUGAGGCUGCCAAGUUUGACCCUGAUCACUACCUGGCUGAUUUUUUUGAAGAUGAAGCUAUUCAGCAUGUCUUAAAGUACAAACCAUGGUGGGUUGAUGCUCAUAAAAAGAUGAAAGCCUUUAAGGGAGAAAGUCAUCAGGAGCACAACACUCAUACAUUUGUUGUCUUCUCUGAGGAAGAGAAAGAGCAGCUGAGAAAGUUCACAAAUAAAUCUUAUCUCCUGGAUAAAAGAAGCCGUCAUCAUGUAUAUCUUGGUUUAAUUGAUAUCCUUCUGGCGUAUUGCUAUGAAAUCUGUGUCAAUGAAGGAGACAAGAAUGUUGAAUCAGCCUGGAACGUCAGGAAACUGAGUGCAACGUUGUGCUGGCUGGAGAGUUUCACUAGUGUUCAUGACGUGCUGGUGUCUUUUGGAAGAAGAGUGCUGUGCUAUCCCCUACACAGACAUUUUGGAUUAGUGACACGUGCCUUCAAUGAUACAGUCAUGAUACUGCAACUAGGAAGAGCUGCAGUUUUGAAGUGCCUGCUGGAUAUUCACAAGAUUUUUCGGGAGAAUGACCCUGCCUACAUCCUUAAUGAUCUCUUCAUUACAGACUAUUGCAUCUGGAUUCAAAAAGCCAAGUCAAAAAAGUUGGCUGCACUCUCUGAAUCCUUGCAGAAAAGCAGGCUCACCAAGUCCCACGUCGGAUUUGAGCUGGAAGAGCUGGAGGCAGCAGCGGCGCUGGUACAGGAGGAAGAGCGCGCGUUAGAAGCUGCUGGCACAGUUUCCAAGCAACAGCUGCCUUCCUCCGAGUCAGAGACAAGUGAGUCUGAAGAAUCCAGCAGUACUUCAUCAUCUGAGACAGAAGGCUCUGAUUCAGAGGAGCGAGAGUCCUCCACCAGUGAAGAUGGGAAAAUAAAUUCUUUCCGAGGCACGCUUCAAGAGGAGAGGACAGCUCCACUUAUUGCCUGUAAUGGAUUAAGGCAGGGCACCAACGCUUCCACGUUUGAGGUUAGUGCUGAAAAACCAAAGGUUUCUUUGCAAUCUACGGCUGUUCCUGGAAAAUUGAUAGAAGAAUUAGAAAAGCAAAUGCACACUGCAAUUAGACUUUCAGAACAGCCUGAAGGAUUGGCGACUGCGAGCUGCAUUUCACAGGAACCAGAAGAAAACCCCGUAUCUGAGCCCGAUGGAUUUUCAAAAGAUACAGCUGGGAAAGGAAAUUUCUUGGAGGUGUCUUCAAAGACAAACCCACUGCUUUUAUUUUGCAGCACAAAUGAAGAUGAAGACUAAAGGACCGUGUUAGAACACGGUGUGACCCACCAGCAACGCAGCUCGUUGCAGUAACGAGUCGUUCCCAAGGCUGUCCUGAGCUCCGGAAAGAACUUGAUAUUUUUCUUUUUUGUGUUGACAUUUUGGAGGGCAGGACUGCUUUGAGAAGAAUUGACAGGACUGUAUGAUGGAUACCCUCAUAGUUUCAUUUUUAUUUUUCUUCUCUGAUUCAACAGAGUCUCGGAUUUGAUCUCUGUGUGUGGGAAUGUGUAGUUUCAGUAAACUUCUAGAAACAUUUUUCAUAAAGCUUGUUUGGUAGUAGAACGAUGUCCUAAUCAAAUACAACCGAAAUGAGUUGUAGUCUCAUUCUAGUUAUCUUUAGCUGCUGGGAUUUACUUGAAAAAUAGCCUCAUUAUGUUUGUAUAAACUUGUUUAUGAGAAUUUGCUGCAUUUUUUUGUAAUUCUAAAAUGCUUUAUAGCUACCCACUUCCAAAAUAAUGGUUAUAACUUUAAAAGUCUAAACAGUGCUGACAAAUUAGUUUUAAAUAUAUAAAUAUUUUCUAUUUUUUGUACAAAAUAAAGUUCUCAGUGCAAGACAAAAGGCUUAUAACUUAUAUUUCUACAGGAUAGAAGGCUUAUAGCUUAUAUUUCUGCAGUUCUUAUGUAAGUUAUUUCAACAGUUUUGCCAUGUAUUUAUUCUUUUGUGAUGUUGCUGAAAUGUUUUCACAUAUGGGCUUUGCUGUUGCUCUUUAAAGGAGAGAAAUCCUAAUUAUUUCUUGUUUCUGUCUGCAUAUGCUUUUAAUAUCACCACAGUAAUGUUAACCAAGAUGAAGAAACAACGUGGUACAGGGGUCUUGAGUGUAGGACUGAAACCAAACCUGUGCUGUCCAGACCUCGCUGUUAUUAGUCGUCUCGUAGCUUUGGCCAACUCAUUUGUUCCUUUUUGCUUUCAUAAGAUUAAAAUAAUCCAAGCAGUCAA
Molecule: messenger RNA, 2859 nt
Organism: Calidris pugnax (ruff)
Lineage: Eukaryota; Metazoa; Chordata; Aves; Charadriiformes; Scolopacidae
Gene: SHQ1
Product: SHQ1, H/ACA ribonucleoprotein assembly factor
Exons: 12
Coding region: 69-1901 (610 amino acids)
Biological process (GO): box H/ACA snoRNP assembly
Cellular component (GO): cytoplasm; nucleoplasm
Source: RefSeq, a predicted model, not a curated record